AUCGUGUCGUUGUCCGGAAGGGAGUGUUUUUCUCUUCCUCUCGUAAUACACACAUUUUCCUCGUAGUGGCUCCUCUCUGUUCUGUUCCAUUGUUUCGCUGCUGGAAGAAGAUUGUUGAUCAUUGUUUUGCUGCAUCCGCGAAAGCAAUGCGCAGACAAACCGCAGCUCCCAGCAGCUACGAGGAGAGUCCGUUCUAUGCCUUCGUCGUUCGAUGGUCAGCAUCCGCGGUCCGUAGCAGAGCAGUGUAGCAGUAGCAGAUACUAGAGGCCAGCCACCGCACUAGUGAUUACCCGUCGUCGUGUGUCCUGAUUGUAUCAUCGAACCCCCGGGGUAGAUGUCCGGCGGGAGUAUUUAUGUAGUGACAUUCGGUUCGUUUCGCAACGGAACACUUUCCGUUUGGUGCCGUAGUUUUCUCUGACCUGUGGGGAAUGUUACCAGCAGCAGUCCCGAGUGUAGUGCCAUAGAGCAGCUUAACGUCUCGUUGUAGUUCCUUUCGUGCGUCUUUUUGCUGUCGCAGGUGGCGGCAUCGUGUAGUAGUAGUUCUUAAAGCAAAUGGUUCUCGCGUUUGGUGUAGUGUAGAUAUUGGCCGGGUUUAUUUGUAGACGGCCCCACAAUAGUUCACGAGUAGAAACGGCCAUCUAGUAUUCUCGUUGUUUGCUUUGUUGGGAGAGCAGCGCUUAUCGAAGCGUGCCUUGACGGAAUAAGUUUACCGUGCAUAGUAGUUCGUGCAGAGUGGUGCGCAGAUCACAUCCGAAUCCGUCGGUCGAUGCUACGCCAGGGUGGCUGAACAGCGUCGUGGGUCGGGUGAACCAAGAAGUAUUCGCAAGCAUAAAGGAGCACACCGUCGAAGGACCAUCAUUCCUUGGGCCUGAAUCUCGCCGCUGGAACCGAUGGUCCGAAAUAAAUAUACGCUCACAACGGCUGGCAAAUCGCCGAGUAAGAAAUCGCGCACCAGCAGCAUCAGCAAGCAGCACGAGCACAAUUGCAACGACGACGGCGAAACCGGCAAUCUGGCAGAAAGCGGGAGCAGUAGCAGCAGUAGCAGCAGUGCCGAAGCCAGCGACCCCACCACGGCCAAGCGAUGUGACAGUGGCUCGGUGCACAAGCAGAAUCUUUACAUCAUUUCGUUCCCCGUUAUCUUUGUGUUCAACAUUUUGCGCUCGCUGCUGUACCAGCUCUUCGUGAUCUUUCGCUACGUGUACAACUUCACUAGCAAGGUCGUGUACAGGCCGGUACGGAAAGAGUGUGGCCUCGAAAUCGUGAUCAACACCGACGGUUCCGGGCACCAUCAUCACCAUCACCAUCAUCACCAUAGCAACCAUACGUCGGUGGCUGGUCAGCAUUCACAGCAGCAGCAGCAGCAGUACAGUCCUUUGCAGCAACCACCAUUCCAGCAACAGCAGCAGCAACCACAACAAGCGCAGGAAGAUUUACCCCAACAGCAGGCACAUCCCCUGCAGUGUUCCCACAGCGGUACACUAGUGAGUGGGGGCGAGGGUCGCGAAAUGUCCAUCCAGCGUUCGGCAAGCGGGAGUCAGGUGGGUCCGGGCGAUCCCCUGCUCGCCAAACAGAAGCAUCAUCAUCGACGUGCCUUCGAGUACAUCUCGAAAGCGCUAAAAAUCGACGAAGAUAAUGAAGAUCAAAAAGAGCUGGCCAUUGAGCUGUACCGGAAGGGCAUUCUCGAGUUGGAGCGUGGUAUCGCCGUGGAAUGCUGGGGUGGUCGGGGCGAGGUGUGGGAACGAGCGCAGCGACUGCAUGAUAAAAUGCAGACCAACCUUUCGAUGGCACGAGAUCGGUUACACUUCCUCGAGUGCAUGUUGGCCGCGACACGGCUCGAGUUGAUGAACGAAACAGAACAGACGACACGGAGUGAGAAAAAUCAAAGCCACCGACAUGCCGUGGUACGUCGGCAGAACACAUUCACACUUAGCGAUACGAACAUGACCCUCGACGAGGCACAAACAGCCAACAACACCGGUCAUAACCACUCAUCGUCAUCGUCGACCGUGCCAUCAUCUUCUGCAUCCUCGGCGUCCUCGUCCCCAUCGAUCUUCGGCAGGUUCAAGCUUCCCCUGUUUAUCCCAUCCGCGCUGUCGGGAGCAAACACGGCUUAUCAGGAUCCUAGAUCGAAGCAGUGUCGAGCCGCCGCUACCGAGAACAAGAUAAUAUCAUUUAAUGAAAAUUGCCCAACAACGUCACCGUCUGCGUCUAGAAGUGGCGGGACCACUCCGACCACGCCGACGGGAGGAUGUACGGGCCUGACCGCGGAUAAAACGGUGGGGACGAGGGCGACGGCGAUGGCAGCACCACCGCAAACGAUGUCCGUUAGGCAAACCAAUCAUGAAGCAUCGGGCCGGAAAUUAACGGUUGGCUACAAGCGUCCUGGCAACCUAGGGAUGAUGAAUAAAUCGCAGACCCUUCCGCGCAGUAUGGGCGGCAGCAGGACAACACCCACCGGCGGUACCGGCGCCAUCGCCGGAGGACUCAUGAAUGGUGGUGGUACGACAGGAGCAGGAUACGGUGCUGGGGCUACGACUGGCGGCGGCAUGCCAAAGAUUGUGCCAAAACCGGCCGCAACGCCCCCCGCCAUUAGGCGCCAGUUUUCGAUUCCUGGCGGUUCGCCAAUUCGCAAGGCGGCUAACGGAAGCAAAGGUGGAGCCCCGGUACGUUCGAAAACGCCACUUAACGGUCAGCAACCGCAAUCGACACAAACUGGUGCAGGGGCCCAGCAGCAGCAGCCAACGAUUUCCGUAAAGGGCGUCGAACCGAAGUUGGUGCAGCUGAUCAUGGACGAGAUCGUGGAAGGUGGAGCAAAGGUGGGCUGGCAGGAUAUUGCUGGGCAGGAGGUAGCUAAACAGGCACUGCAGGAGAUGGUGAUACUGCCUUCGAUGCGCCCCGAACUGUUCACCGGUUUGCGAACACCCGCCAAAGGACUGCUUCUGUUCGGACCACCGGGGAACGGUAAAACGCUUCUCGCACGAGCCGUCGCGACGGAAUGUUCGGCUACGUUUUUCAGCAUAUCGGCAGCCACAUUGACUAGCAAGUACGUUGGUGAGGGUGAGAAGCUGGUACGCGCCUUAUUUGCCGUCGCCCGGGAACUACAACCAUCGAUCAUAUUCAUCGAUGAAGUCGAUUCGGUGCUGUCCGAGCGCAGUAGCAACGAGCAUGAGGCUACGCGCCGGUUAAAAACCGAGUUCCUGGUGCAAUUCGAUGGUCUGCCGGCAAACUCGGAAGCCGAUAAGAUAGUGGUGAUGGCGGCCACUAAUCGGCCCCAAGAGCUCGAUGAGGCCGCUUUGCGGCGGUUCCCAAAACGUGUUUACGUUACGCUGCCCGAUCUCGAUACCCGCGAGCUACUGUUGCGCCGAUUGCUACAGAAACAGGGAAGCCCACUCGGUGACGGCGAUCUACGGCGCCUCGCACUACUAACCGAGGGCUACUCCGGAUCAGAUCUGACGGCUUUGGCACGAGAUGCCGCACUCGAACCGAUCAGAGAGCUAAACGUGGAGGAGGUGAAAAAUAUGGACCCAACUAAACUGCGCAGCAUCCGAGAGGAUGACUUCCACAACUCGCUCAAACGUAUCCGGCGCUCGGUCGCACCGCACAGCCUUGCGGCAUACGAAAAGUGGUUGCAGGACUUUGGAGACGUUACACUGUAAUGGAAUGGUUACAUGGUUGUACGCGGCGCGGGAGCGGUUCCCAUCCCGGCAGCUCACGGAGAACGCACAAACCUCAAAACCACCCUCCCCUAGUGUACUAGUCGGUUCCACCUCAGGCUGUCGAUGUGUGGACCGAACCUCUGAACAUCAGAGACUCGUUGUAGAUGUAUUAAUUACUGGUAAUUGUAUUUGAUUUCAUUUGUUGAAAAGAUGAGUUCUUUGCUAUGUGUGCGCUUGUCGCCAGCUUGCCGUCAUUAGAUUGCCGUUGGUUCAAUGCUUCGAGUCGAGCAGAAGCUCGUCACCUUUGUUUUGCGAGCGUCAGGAAGACGAGCGGCAGAAAUUUGCCGCUGGCGGUACAAAAUAGGAGACUGUUAUUGUGAAAAUAAUCUCUGUAAAAUAUAAUUUUAGUUUGCUGUUCUUAUAUCUUUAUUGCCUAGAUUUGUUGUAUAUAUUAUCAUCCUUUUUCUAUUCGCUAGUUUACCUUACUGUAUUCAUUGCGUAUGCAUUUUUGUGAUCAAUGCUGGCACAUCGAUAUACAGCUGCCCGCCACACUCCUGAUGGGAUACGAAAGGAAUCACCUCGCGUUGGUAGAGGAACUAUUGGGCGUGCAACAAAAGGUGCGGAGAAGACAAAACAAAAACAAAAGAGAAAAAAGAGAAUCGGACAGAUCGAGCGAAUGGUUUUGGGAUGAUUUCACUUUACCAAGAUAGCAAUUUUUACUGUUUUACAAUUAUUUGCUACUUACUUCCAAACAUCUAGCAGUAUUUUGAAAAGAAAAGCUUUUUAAUGAAAAACAAACAAUUAGAAACUGAGAGAAAAUGUUCAAUACUUUUUUUUUUUCAAAAAUAAUCAUACUGCAGCUGGCAUUAAUGAAGGUUGUGAAUCAUUCCCAUUACCAGUUAUUUUUUAGUUCAGCAACAUAACAUAACCACAUCUAAUGUAUUGUUUAUACUGAGGAAAAUGAUCUUGACACAAUAGGCAUCCGCCGCUUUGUGCUUCGACGAGAAUUAAAAAUCUUUGCACAAAAAUUGAAAUGAAUGUUUCUUCGUUUAGUUUUCCAAUAGUCAAGGAAAUGGUUAAUGCAAAAGCAAUACGGCAAAAGCAAAAGCUUCAGCGCUGGCUUUAUGUUUGGCAAUCAAUUGGAUUAAAGAAAAGAAACAUACACACAACAGAAUGAGCCCAUUUAUAAAUACAAAAACAAAACCGUUGCCUUGCUUCGAACAGAACAGCACACCCGUAGCGAUGUUCUACCAAGCCACAACAAGACAAAGAGUGUAAAUCAAAGCUAGAGACAUUCGCUUAAAUAUGUGUGCCAUGCGUGUCACCAGCCGCAAUUGCUCACAACAUCAUCUCAUACCAUUUUGGAGUUUGUAAUCAAACUAUCAUUGCCAUCUUGAAAGUGCAGCCUUGUAAUGUACAGUAGGAGUUAAUGUACAACUGAUAAACGGAAUUCUAUUAUACAUCGAUGCAACAAAAAUGCAAUGCGCUAAUGCGGUGAACACAUGCCUGGAGCAAUCGUACCGUUUUUUGAAAAGUAAGAAAAAGAAAAGGAAGACAAAGCAUCAUCAAUGCAACAGCCAGCAGUAGGCAAUUCUAAGCGAUUAGAAUUUUAAUUGAUUGAUAAAAAAAAUGCGCCCAUCAUAUUGAGAGUAACGUGGACUCGCAGGCGGUCGUGCGAAAUGCAUGAUUUAAUCAAACGCUUAGCUAUUUUUAAAUCAAUAAUGGUAUCCAUGGGAAUGGUAAGAGCAGGGAGUGUGCAGAGCCCUGCAUAAUUACACAGAAUUUAAACAAAUCAAUGCUGCAAUUGGCAUACGUUACACACAAUCUUCUUAGCGCUUCGUGUUGUACCACUAAACUUACUCCAUUUUCAGCAUCCAACGGUUUAAAGAGUAGAAUUUCAUGCGUUCGAACAGUCGGUGGUAACAAUCAAUCCCAAAGCCAACUAAAUUGUAGGAGAAACGAGGUGCACCAGCUGUGUAGCGAAACAGCCGUAUCAGAUAGCGAGAAGAUAGUCUCCAACGCAGGGUUUCUAACGAAUAUUUUACCAUGUCCGGGAUCUUCGUCUAGAUAUACUUUGUUUGCCCAGCUGUAAUCAACAGACACACACACACACACACACACGCAUUCCAUCCGAUUCGAAUGACCGAGACAUUAGGACAUUGCGGAACAUGGGAAUCGAAGGAAGGAAAGAAGAAAUGCAACGUUUUUAAUUUUACAACCGCUAAGCACAUUUAGACGAACAAAAGAAAUACUAUUGCUUUGUACUAAAAAAAAAAGCGCUGGACUGACUUUCUUCAGCUUAUCGAAGAAGUGAAAACAUGAACGAGAAACGGAUAACAGUGAAGAGCUAGCGCUACUAAACUCUCGGCCAUGGGAAAUUACCGUGGUUAACAUUUGUGAAAAUGUGAAGGUGAAGGUCGAAAAUAAAUCCGCAGCAAACAUGGAACAAAUGAAACAAAACAAAUCGUCCGUGAAUUACGUUUUCUUUCAGAAGUAGGGGAUAACAUUUAAACUGUCAACUA
Molecule: messenger RNA, 6178 nt
Organism: Anopheles darlingi
Lineage: Eukaryota; Metazoa; Arthropoda; Insecta; Diptera; Culicidae
Gene: spas
Product: spastin
Exons: 6
Coding region: 891-3656 (921 amino acids)
Cellular component (GO): microtubule cytoskeleton
Molecular function (GO): ATP binding; ATP hydrolysis activity; microtubule severing ATPase activity
Source: RefSeq, a predicted model, not a curated record